AUGACCUCUCAGCCGCGAUCGGCACAGGAAAUGCAGCAGCAAUCCCAAAAAGUUCAGCUCUCACUCAGCCUCAGCACGAGUCCUCCACACGCCAUUUCCAUCCAGGAUCCGUACCCAUCAGAACCUUUGCAACUCAUCGCCUCUAUCAAACAGACUGCGUCACCGUUUCCCGAUCGUGCUGUCACUAUACUGACCAAGUACUCGUGUUUGGACACAACACCAACAGAGGAUGCCUUUUUCAUCCGUACCAUGAGAUCGCCCCAGAUAACAGCAUCGGAUAGUCAAUGUCCAGCCCCAGAACUACCGCUACAUCCCGUGGCGCGACACAUCACCACCACGCGCAUAUCUGGCAAUCCGGACUUGUUGAAACGCGGAGUUGAUGAUGGCUUUGACUUCAUAACUGUUCCGCCUUUAGGACAAGGUCACGCUGAAGUUGCAUUUGAGCUGGCCCCGGACAGACUUGUCCAACGCCUGGGCAACAAGGAUGAAUCUGUACAGGACAAAUUGCUCCGCCUCCUCCGGCCGGGUGACUCAUACAAGAUCGUGCCCAGCGACUUGGGAAUCCGCUGGUGGGCCUUUGGCUCGCUCGACGGUGAGAACGGAUUGAGAGAAAAGAAGAUUGCGCGUUGGACUUUUCCAGACGAUCUGCCCCUAGUGAGAGAACCUGGGGAGGAUGAGACGGACGAGAUUGCACUUAGGCUGAGGGACUUGGUCGACUUACACGACGUGAACCAUUUAAGUUCGCGUAGCGCCGUGGAAGGUGAACAGAGACCCAGAAUAGGUAUAAUGCAUUCCGAAGGUUGGGUAUUUGGCGAACCUCAAAGAGCUUUGGUGCUGGUUUUUGAAGGCCAAGAGAAGGGAGCCAUAUUCACUAUUGAUGAGUGA
Pestalotiopsis fici W106-1 is the source of this 885-nucleotide messenger RNA. RefSeq lists its product as uncharacterized. The transcript has a single exon. NCBI's taxonomy places the organism in Eukaryota, Fungi, Ascomycota, Sordariomycetes, Amphisphaeriales, Sporocadaceae. The record is from RefSeq and is a predicted model, not a curated record. Bases 1 to 885 code for a protein of 294 amino acids.